CGGGGUCCUGAUAAUGACAGGAUGGCGGAGGCAGGGGGACCGGAGUCCACUGCGGCCCGGUGCCCGGACGAGUCCUCGGACAGCGAGCCCGAGCAGGAGCCCGGAUCUCCGCAGAAGCUCAUUCGAAAAGUGUCGACGUCCGGUCAGAUCCGCAGCAAGACUGUCCUGAAGGAAGGGACGCUCCUGAAACAGACAAACUCCUUCCAGCGCUGGAAGAGACGAUACUUCAAGCUACGAGGAAGGACUCUGUACUACGCUCAGACCAGCAAGUCGAUCAUCUUUGACGAGGUGGACCUGACUGACGCCAGCGUGGCCGAGUCCAGCACCAAGAACGUCAACAACAGCUUCACAGUGAUCACCCCCUGCAGGCGCCUCAUUCUGUGUGCUGACAACAGGAAGGAGAUGGAGGAGUGGAUGGCGGCGCUGCGCAGCGUCCAGAACCGGCAGAACUAUGAGUCCACCCAGUACAGCAUGGACCACUUCAGUGGGAUGCACAACUGGUACGCCUGUUCCCACGCCAGACCGACGUACUGCAACGUGUGCAGGGAGGCGCUGUCAGGGGUCACGUCCCACGGCCUGUCCUGUGAAGUGUGUAAGUUUAAGGCUCAUAAGCGUUGCGCGGUCCGAGCCACAAACAACUGUAAGUGGACAACUCUGGCUUCCAUCGGGAAGGACAUCAUUGAGGACGAGGACGGGGUGUCGAUGCCUCAUCAGUGGUUGGAGGGGAACCUUCCUGUCUCCGCUAAGUGUAGCGUCUGCGAUAAGACAUGCGGCAGCGUCCUCCGGCUGCAGGACUGGAGGUGUCUCUGGUGUAAAGCCAUGGUGCACUCAGGCUGUAAGGAGCAGCUGUCGUCCAAGUGUCCUCUGGGUCAGUGCAAAGUGUCCGUCAUUCCUCCAACAGCGCUCAACAGCAUCGAUUCUGACGGUUUCUGGAAGGCGUCCUGUCCUCCGUCCUGCACCAGUCCUCUGCUGGUUUUUGUCAACUCAAAAAGUGGAGACAAUCAGGGCGUGAAGUUCCUGCGACGGUUCAAACAGCUGCUGAACCCGGCGCAGGUGUUUGACCUGAUGAACGGAGGACCUCACCUGGGUCUGCGGCUGUUCCAGAAGUUCGACACCUUCAGGAUCCUGGUUUGUGGAGGAGACGGCAGCGUUGGCUGGGUUCUGUCCGAGAUCGACGCUCUGACGCUGCACAAACAGUGUCAGAUGGGUGUUCUUCCUCUCGGAACCGGGAAUGACCUGGCUCGGGUUCUGGGCUGGGGCUCAGCCUGUGAUGACGACACGCAGCUACCUCAGAUACUGGAGAAACUGGAGAGAGCCAGCACCAAGAUGCUGGACAGGUGGAGCAUCAUGGUCUAUGAGACAAAGUUUCCACGGCAACACUCUGCCUCCACCGUCACGGAGGACUGCAGUGAUGACUCGGAGGUGCAGCAGAUUCUGACCUACGAGGAUUCUGUGGCUGCUCACCUGACCAAGAUCCUGACCUCAGACCAGCACUCAGUCGUCAUCUCCUCAGCCAAAGUUCUCUGUGAGACCGUCAAGGACUUUGUGGCUCGUGUUGGUAAAGCUUAUGAGAAGAAUACAGAGAAUUUGGAGGAGUCUGAGGCUAUGGCCAAGAAGUGCGGCGUUCUGAAGGAGAAACUGGACUCGCUGCUGAAGACUCUGAACGAGGAGUCGCAGGCCUUGACGGUGCUCCCCCCGGCUCCUCCGCCCACCAUCGCUGAGGAACAGGAGGAGCUGGAGGUGGUCAGUCUGGCUCCUCUCCUUCAUCCUGCUCCUCCUCCUCUCCCUCCCUGUUCGCCACGGGCCACACCGCCACCUUCAGCGGCAGCUGCCAUUUUUAAACCUCGGGAGCAGCUGAUGUUGAGAGCCAACAGUCUGAAGAAGGCGAUCCGACAAAUUAUUGAGCACACAGAGAAAGCUGUGGACGAGCAGAACGCUCAGACCCAGCAGCACGUCUUCUCUGUGGGUCGUUCCGAGCAGCAGGUGGGUCUGGUUGAAGAAGAGGAGGAGGAAGACGGGGAGGAGGACAAGUCGUCCCUGCAGUCGUCUUUCAGCUCCAAACAGCGCAGCAGCCGCAGACUCAGCAAGACGCCGUGUGAGAAACUGAUCCAUAAAGGCUGCCUGUUACCUGGCAGCUCCGCUUCACUUCCUGUCCAUACAGGAAGUAGAGACAACAUGCCUAUGCUGAACACAAAGAUCUUGUAUCCAGGCACUUUGACCAGCAGCUCGGUCAUCAGUCGGCUGCUGGUCAACGCCGACCCGUUCAGCUGCGACGCCGACAACAUGGACUGCUACACGGAGAAGUGCGUCAUGAACAACUACUUUGGCAUCGGACUCGACGCCAAGAUCACGCUGGACUUCAACAACAAGAGAGACGAGCAUCCAGAGAAGUGCAGGAGUCGCACAAAGAACUUGAUGUGGUACGGAGUGUUGGGAACCAAAGAGCUGCUGCACAGAACCUACAAGAACCUGGAGCAGCGAGUCCUGCUGGAGUGUGACGGGCGGCCGAUCCCCCUGCCCAGUCUGCAGGGCAUCGCUGUGCUCAACAUCCCCAGCUACGCCGGGGGAACCAACUUCUGGGGCGGGACCAAGGAGGACGAUACCUUCACGGCGCCGUCCUUCGACGACAAGAUCCUGGAGGUGGUCGCCGUGUUCGGCAGCAUGCAGAUGGCCGUGUCAAGGGUCAUCAACCUGCAGCACCACCGCAUCGCGCAGUGUCGGACAGUGAAGAUCACCAUCCUGGGGGACGAGGGCGUCCCGGUCCAGGUGGACGGGGAGGCCUGGAUCCAGCCUCCCGGCUACGUUAAGAUCAUCCAUAAGAACCGGACCCAGACCCUGACCAGAGACCGGGCGUUUGAAAGCACCCUGAAGUCCUGGGAGGACAAGCAGAAAUGUGAGUUUCCUCAGCCGUCGCUGCCGCCGCAGCCAGAGACGGUUUCUGAGGACGAGGCGCUGCUGGUCAGCGAGUUCGGUCAGGCUGCAGGAGCCCUCAUCCACAGUAUCCGGGAGGUGGCCCAGUUCCACCACAGCAUGGAGCAGGAACUGGCCCAUGCCGUCAACGCCAGCUCCAAGGCCAUGGACGUGGUCUACGCCAAGAGCCCCGAGGCUCUCAGCUGCAGCUCCGUGGUCCACAUGGUGAGCGACGUCAAAGCUCUGCUCAGCGAGACGGAACUGCUCCUGGCCGGAAAGAUGUCCAUGCAGUUGGACCCGCCUCAGCAGGACCAGCUGAACGCCGCUUUGGGUUCUGUGGCCCAGGAGCUCCGCCGGCUGUCGGAUGUCGCCUGGUUGUGUCCCGUUAUCGACCCGUCGGACCAGGAGGGUCCUCUGGCGGACUUCUCCAAACGGAGUCAAAGUGGGAAAUUUCGUCUUGUCUCAAAGUUCAAGAAGGACAAAAACAACAAGAACAAAGAGAUGUGCGCCACCUUGUCCCUGCCAGUUCACCAGUGGGGAACCGAGGAGGUUGGGGCCUGGCUGGACUUCCUGUGUCUGUCUGAGUAUAAGGACAUAUUUAGUGGCCACGAUGUCCGAGGAGCCGAGCUGAUCCACCUGGAGAGGAGAGACCUGAAGGACCUCGGAGUGACCAAGGUCGGACACAUGAAGCGGAUCCUGCAGGGCGUCAAGGAGCUGACGAGGAGCAGCAGCGCCAGCGAGGCCUAGCCGCCUGCAGGAACCGCCGUCCGCUGUCCUCCUACCUCUGCUGCCUUUCUCCACCCCGUCCAGCCAGAAUCCACCGGACCCGACCGGGACCAGAACCAAAACCGGCCUUCAGAAACACCGGGCAGAAACUUUUGCAGGAACCCAGUUCCGAC
This is a messenger RNA of Gambusia affinis (western mosquitofish), 3809 nucleotides long. Its product is annotated as diacylglycerol kinase delta-like. Gene Ontology annotation, biological process: diacylglycerol metabolic process; lipid phosphorylation; intracellular signal transduction. The record is from RefSeq and is a predicted model, not a curated record. Lineage: Eukaryota; Metazoa; Chordata; Actinopteri; Cyprinodontiformes; Poeciliidae. The transcript has 31 exons. Gene Ontology annotation, molecular function: protein homodimerization activity; ATP-dependent diacylglycerol kinase activity; protein heterodimerization activity. The coding region runs from base 22 to 3657 and encodes 1211 amino acids.